UUAUAACUAAGUCUAUUGAGAUAAAUCUACUAUUUCCUUUUAAAAGAAUGUGUGGUUUUAAUUGAGCAAAAAAUAUAAAGUCAAUUUUACAAUGACAAGAUGUCAGGCUGUCAAAUCAUGGUGUAAUAAAUUUACAAUGUUUUCGUCAUAUUCCAUUAUAAAUCCCCUAUUUACUUUUGCAGAUCUUUAAUUUCUACUAAUUGAUCAAAUGUUAUUCUUUGAAAAAAUAUUAGAAGCAUUCUAUAUAAUGUGGCAAGACUCUGCAUGGAGUUACUUGCAUUAUGAAUUCUACGAGUUAAUUGAAUGGGCGAAAUGCGGCGAGGGUAUACUAUCAACAGUACCAACUGUGUUGUGGGCAAUGGGCGCGGCAGCAAUAGCACACCGGCUCCUCACGGCGCUGUUCCGACGGUUCAUGUUCCGGCAGAUUCCUCUUUGGGAGAUCAUGUUACAGAACUUACUGUUCAUCUGGAUGGUGAUAUACAGCCUCCACUUUUGGAUGGUGCUGGUGAAGGUGAUGAAACUACUCGUGGAAUAUUGUUAUAAAGAUGAACACCAAGUGCAAUCAGAAGAACACUUAGAAGGUAGAAAGAUUAUGCAGCAAUGGCUCAUUUGGAUGUGCGGAGUGACACCGCUAGCAGUCUACAUCCAAACAAGGCCCCGACCAGAGCCGCCGCCGCUCAUGAUAUGGAUUACAACAAGCCCCUGGCAACGUCGAGAAAUGGGACCCCAUGGAUAUUACCUAAACCGCCCUUUAUCGUCCCUUCAAUCAACAACAGUCACGGGCGACCGACAGCAAACGACAACUCUACGUCGAGCAUUUAGUGACUCUAAGAUAAUGAUAAAAGAAACUCCUAAGAAGAGAAGAUAUUCAAAAUCCGUUUAAAUAAAAUUGGAAAAUUCAAUAAAUAUAUUAAACAGAAAAUACUCGUUUUAAUUCCAAAUAACUUGAUAAUCACAUUACAUGGAAACUACAUAUUGAGGGAGGAAAAGGGAUUGUUAGUAAUGGAGACAGAAUCCCAUUGCUAGCAAUAUAUCCAUCCAGGUCAACC
Molecule: messenger RNA, 1049 nt
Organism: Galleria mellonella (greater wax moth)
Lineage: Eukaryota; Metazoa; Arthropoda; Insecta; Lepidoptera; Pyralidae
Exons: 5
Coding region: 209-883 (224 amino acids)
Source: RefSeq, a predicted model, not a curated record